Molecule: messenger RNA, 2842 nt
Organism: Mercurialis annua (annual mercury)
Lineage: Eukaryota; Viridiplantae; Streptophyta; Magnoliopsida; Malpighiales; Euphorbiaceae
Exons: 19
Coding region: 118-2679 (853 amino acids)
Biological process (GO): mRNA export from nucleus
Cellular component (GO): THO complex; transcription export complex
Molecular function (GO): nucleic acid binding; ATP binding; RNA helicase activity
Source: RefSeq, a predicted model, not a curated record
AGUGUACCGGCGAAAAAUUAAAGCGUUUAUCCCCGCCUCUCUCCUCCAUUUUAGCAACUCCGAACUGAACCUACUCCGACCAUCCAAAACGCAGAACACAAAACCCGAAACGGUACAAUGUGCGGAGACGCAACAAAUUGGGACGAAGAAGCUUACAGAGAAAGCAUAUUAAAAGAGCGAGAAAUCGAGACCCUAACCGUAUUUAGAACCGCAUGGACUCCCUCUCCGUCACCAAACACUAGUCCCGACGCCAUCAUCGUCGCCUCCAGUGACGGUUCAAUCGCAUCCUACUCUAUCUCCUCCUGCCUCUCUAAGCUCCCAUCGGGAUUUGGCAAUGCAGAAGCUCAACUGGCUAAACCUGAUGCAUUUGUACGAGGACAUAAUGGACCGGCUUAUGAUAUUAAGUUUUACGGUGAUAAUGAAGAUAAUUUGUUAUUGAGCUGUGGAGAUGACGGUCGGAUUCGAGGAUGGAAGUGGAAGGAAUGUAUGCAGUUAGAAGGAAAUGGCGAGCAGCCAAUACUUAACUUCUUGAAUCCGCAGCACAAAGGUCCUUGGGGUGCCCUUUCCCCAAUCCCUGAAGUUAAUGCCAUAGCUGUGGAUACCCAGAUGGGAUGCGUUUUUUCAGCUGCUGGCGAUUCUUGUGCAUAUUGUUGGGAUGUGGAGACUUGUAAGAUCAAAACGAUUUUUAAGGGACACCGGGACUACUUGCACUGUAUAGUUGCCCGUAAGUCGGCCAAUCAGAUUAUAACUGGUUCGGAAGAUGGGACUGCACGAAUUUGGGAUUGCAAAACUGGAAAGUGCGUUGAAAUAAUUAAUCCAGUGAAGGAUAAGAAGUGGAAAGGAUCUUCACGUGUUAGCUGCAUUGCUCUUGAUGCAAGUGAGACCUGGUUGGCUUGCAGCAAUGGCCGGAGUUUAUCAGUCUGGAGUCUUCCAGCUUCUGAAUGUGUUUCAAAGGCUGCUAGUCGUGCAUCUCUACAGGACAUAAUAUUUGAUGAAAAUCAGAUAUUAGCAGUCGGAGCAGAGCCGCUACUCACCCGUUUUGACUUAAAUGGAGCAAUUCUUUCUCAGAUACCUUGUGCUCCUCAGUCAGCAUUUUCUGUGUCCAUGCAUCCAUCGGGAAUGAUUGCAGUUGGAGGCUAUGGAGGCCUUGUAGAUGUCAUAUCACAGUUUGGUAGUCACUAUUGCACAUUCCGCUGCAAAUGCCUACUAUAUAAAUUAGCAGAUCCUAUCUCAGUACAACAGUUUCCUAAUUACGGGCUUUCCAGCAGGGCCUCUAAGCUUAAGGUAAUUGGGCUUGAAAAGCCCAUCAACCAACAUGGAGUAGUAGCGAUCCGAGAAGUUUUUAAGGAAAACAAAACCCUAAUUCAACAAAUUUUAAAUCAAUCUCCUCAGUUUUACUCUCACUUUUUCAAUCAAUCACCAUCAUCGACGAUUAUCAGUAUGGCAGGAUCAGCACAAGAAGGCUCACAAUUCGAUGCGAAACAGUUUGAUGAUAAAAUGAAUGAAGUUCUUUCAGUCGAGGGAGAUGGCUUCACAACAUAUGAUGAAGUUUAUGAAAGUUUCGAUUCAAUGGGUUUGCAAGAGAAUCUCCUCAGGGGCAUUUAUGCUUACGGUUUUGAAAAGCCUUCUGCUAUUCAACAGAGAGGUAUUGUUCCAGUCAUCAAGGGAUAUGAUGUGAUUCAACAAGCUCAGUCUGGAACAGGAAAGACUGCAACUUUCUGUUCUGGUAUACUCCAACAACUUGAUUAUGGUUUGGUGGAAUGCCAAGGCCUGGUUCUGGCACCAACCCGGGAGCUUGCACAACAGAUUGAAAAGGUUAUGCGUGCACUUGGGGAUUAUCUUAGCGUCAAGGUGCAUGCUUGUGUUGGUGGAACCAGUGUCCGUGAAGAUCAACGCAUUCUGUCUAGUGGGGUACACGUUGUUGUUGGUACUCCGGGUCGUGUGUUUGACAUGCUGCGAAGACAGUCGCUUCGUUCUGAUUACAUUAAGAUGUUUGUAUUGGAUGAGGCUGAUGAAAUGCUUUCACGUGGUUUCAAGGAUCAGAUCUAUGAAAUUUUCCAGCUUCUACCUGAAAAAAUUCAAGUUGGUGUUUUCUCUGCAACAAUGCCACCUGAGGCUUUAGAGAUCACUAGGAAGUUCAUGAAAAAACCUGUUAAAAUUCUUGUGAAGCGGGAUGAGCUAACUUUGGAGGGUAUAAAGCAGUUUUAUGUCAAUGUCGAGAAAGAAGAAUGGAAGCUUGAGACAUUAUGCGAUCUUUAUGAAACCUUAGCUAUAACCCAAAGUGUCAUUUUUGUCAACACUCGUCGUAAGGUUGAUUGGCUGACAGACAAGAUGCGAAGUAGAGACCACACUGUCUCUGCUACUCAUGGUGAUAUGGACCAGAACACAAGAGAUAUCAUCAUGCGUGAAUUUCGAUCCGGGUCAUCUCGGGUUCUGAUCACCACCGAUCUUUUGGCUCGUGGUAUUGAUGUCCAACAGGUCUCUCUUGUUAUAAAUUUUGAUCUCCCUACUCAGCCAGAGAACUAUCUCCAUCGUAUCGGACGUGGUGGACGAUUUGGAAGGAAAGGUGUUGCCAUCAAUUUUGUGACAAAGGAUGAUGAGCGGAUGUUGUCUGACAUCCACAAGUUCUACAAUGUGUUGAUUGAGGAGUUGCCAUCAAAUGUUGCUGAUCUCCUCUAAAUGAGAUUUUGUCGUCAAUUAUCACUAGAGAGUUCAUUCCAAUUCAUGUGCUUUUUGUUUUUAUUUAUUUUUCUAAGUCUUGAUUUUGUAGGUCUGGUUGUUCUCUUAAAAUUUUGGCUGUUGCCUAGUUAGUUAUAUUUAUUUAUUUUAUAUGUUCCAACAA